GACUGCAGUCGGGAGAUUUCUGACUUCCUGCUGCUCCUUGCACUUUCCAAGGUCCAUUCUUGUGAUUCUCAAUGGAGAAUGAAAACAUAGAUUCAUAAUGAAAACCAGCCCCCAUCGGCCACUGAUUCUCAAAAGACGGAGGCUGCCCUUACCUGUUCAAAAUGCCCCAGGUGAAACAUCAGAGGAGGAGCCUAAACGGCCCCCUGCCCAACAAGAGCCUGAUCAAACACAGGCCUCCAAUGAGGUGGCAGAGUCCACCUCUUGCAAGUUUCCGGUUGGGAUCAAGAUUAUUAACCACCCCACAAUGCCCAACACCCAAGUGGUGGCCAUCCCCAACAAUGCCAAUAUCCAGAGCAUCAUCACAGCAUUGACCGCCAAAGGAAAGGAGAGUGGCAGCAAUGGGCCCAACAAAUUUAUCCUCAUUAGCUGUGGGGGAGCCCCCACUCACCCUCCAGAACCCCAACCUCAAGCCCAAACCAGCAAUGAUACCAAGAGGACAGAAGAGAUCACCAAGACCUCGGGACCAAAACCUGCAGCUACGGAUGGAAAUCUUCCUAGACUACCUGGAGCCCUUCUCGGGCAGAGAUGGGAGAACUGUGGUAUGUGGUCUGCAAGGCAAAGGGCUGGCAGUGAGGCAGCAGGCUGCACUCUUAACACCAGCUUGACCAACAUCCAGUGGCUUGGAAAGAUGAGUUCUGAUGGCCUGGGCUCCUGCAGCAUCAAGCAAGAGAUGGAAGGAAAGGAAAAUCAGCACUUGGAGCCGAGUCAGGUUAAGGUUGAGGAGCUCCCAGGAGGAUCAACAUCCUGGCAGGACUCCGUGUCUGAGCGGCCGCCAUACUCUUACAUGGCCAUGAUACAAUUCGCCAUCAACAGUACCGAGAGGAAGCGCAUGACCUUGAAAGACAUCUACACGUGGAUCGAGGACCACUUUCCCUAUUUUAAGCAUAUGGCAAAGCCAGGCUGGAAGAAUUCCAUUCGCCAUAACCUUUCUCUUCAUGACAUGUUUGUUCGAGAGACGUCUGCCAAUGGCAAGGUCUCCUUCUGGACCAUUCACCCCAGUGCCAAUCGUUACUUGACCUUGGACCAGGUGUUUAAGCCACUGGACCCAGGGUCUCCACAAUCACCCGAGCACUUGGAAUCACAGCAGAAACGACCCAAUCCUGAGCUCCGCCGGAAUGUGACCAUCAAAACUGCACUCCCACUGGGCGCACGGCGGAAGAUGAAGCCAUUGCUACCCCGGGUCAGCUCAUACCUGGUACCCAUUCGGUUCCCAGUGAACCAGCCACUGGUGUUACAGCCCUCGGUAAAGGUGCCAUUGCCCCUAGCAGCUUCACUCAUGAGCUCAGAGCUUGCCCGCCACAGCAAACGAGUCCGUAUUGCCCCCAAGCUUCUGGGUUUCCAGUCUUGGUUAAGAAGGUCACCCUCAGAUUGUACAUGUAGUCUCCUAGAUUCUCUUUCAGGAUUUGUGCCGCUAGCUGAUGAGGGGGUCGCUCCUCUGCCGACUGCAGGGCCAGUGAAAGAGGAGAAAUUCCUGCUUGGAGAAGGGCUGUCUCCUCUGCUUCCAGUUCAGCCCAUCAAGGAGGAAGAAAUACAGGCUGGGGAGGAAAUGCCACACUUAGGGAGGCCUAUCAAGGUGGAGAGCCCGCCCCUGAUAGAGUGGCCCUCGCCGUGCCCAUCUGUCAAAGAGGAGCUGUCUCAGUCCUGGGAGGAGGACUCCCCUCACUCGCCCACUCCAAAGUCCAAGAAGUCCUACAGUGGGCUCAGGUCCCCAACCCGGUGUGUGUCUGAAAUGCUGGUGAUUAAACGAAGGGAGGGAAGGGAGAUGAGCCGGUCUCGAAGGAAACAGCACCUACUACCUCCCUGUGUGGAUGAGCCUGAGCUGCUCUUCUCAGAGGCCCCUGGGACUUCAAAACCAGCCACAGAGCUCACUCUCCCUUCAGAGCCCUCUGUGGCUGCCUCCCAGCUUGGCUACUCCCAGGAGGAGGGAGGACCUUUUAAGACACCCAUUAAGGAGACGCUGCCCGUCUCCUCUACCCCAAGCAAAUCUGUCCUCCCCUUGAGCCCUGAAUCCUGGAGUCUUACACCCCCAGCCAAAAUUGGAGGGUUAGAUUUCAGCCCAGUACGAACCCCUGAGGGUACCUUUGGCCCCCUACCUGACUCCCUGGGGCUGACAGAUUUCAGUACCACCCCACUGAAAAGUAUCCCCCUCUUUGACUCACCCCAAGAACUCCUCAAUUCUGAGCCCUUUGACCUCAACUCUGACCCCUUUAGUAGCUGUUCCCCCUCAGAAAUGGAAGUCCCCAAGCCAGACUACCCCAUGGUUGGGGAGCCACAGCUUGCCAGCCUUCCAGCCAACCGUUCCCUGACAGAAGGCCUGGUUCUGGACACAAUGAAUGACAGCCUGAGCAAGAUUCUGCUGGACAUCAGCUUCCCUGGCCUGGAGGAGGACCUGCUGGGCCCUGACAACAUCAACUGGGCUCAGCUCAUGCCUGAGCUGCGGUAGAGACCUGACCUUACCCUUGCUGCUCAAGCUGUCCACUCUGGGCCAUCUAGGAGUGGCUGGGCCAUCCAAGGCCUGAGUAAGGACAGCAAGCAGGGACUGUCCGCCCUCUAGCCCCACCUUGUUAUGCCAAGGCAGACAUCAUGCCAUAGUCAUCACUGGGCCCUCUACAAGCCUCGAGGCCCUGGUAUCUGAACUCUGUGCCACCCUAUGCUCCCCUAGAGAAUCUGAUUCCUCAAUCCUCCUGCGAGAGCUGAAGGGUGGGCAUAGCAGAAACAAGGAUGAAAAGAGAUUAGGAACUCCCCAAACUGUAUUGUGCCCAGCAGUUUCACCUUCCCUGUUCCUUACAGGGUGUCCUGUAAAUAGUGUAUAUGCUCCAAAUUAUCCUCUAAUUUUAAAUGUAAGCUUAUUUCCUUAGAUCAUUAUUUACAGACUAUCAGAAGGUGGGUAGGAUGACAGGAGUUUCACUUUGCUUCUGUUCCACGCUUUCCUCCAGGCCCAAGUUGCCUGCCUCAAGGGUUCUUUACUGUAGGCACCCAGACAAGCAGAUCGGCUUGCCAGAGCCCCUUCUACUGCUCUUCCCUCCCACCUCCCCAUGUUUCCAAGAAGAAAUCCUGGUAAAACUGUCUCAUAAUGUGUCAAGAGCUGAAUUGGGAGUGGGGGGUGGAUGCAUCUGAAGCAGAGUGUGGGCGCCCAGCUGUGUGCCCAUGUGAUGUUUCUCUGAUAGUGCCCCCUAAUCAUGCCAGAGAGACUAGCACUGAUGAGAACCUGGCCUGAGGCUUGAGGAGGCUAAAAGGGUCCUGACCAGCCUGGCUUCCUUAGCUUGCACUGCAGCUUUGCAAAGAGCCACCUGGGCCCCAGCUGGCCAUAUGCAUGUGAGCCAGCGCAAGAACACUACUGUAACUACUCAAUAAAAUCCAGGGUGUAAGAGUUUC
Messenger RNA from Myotis brandtii (Brandt's bat), 3435 nucleotides. RefSeq names its product forkhead box M1 (gene FOXM1). Gene Ontology annotation, molecular function: DNA-binding transcription factor activity; sequence-specific DNA binding. The record is from RefSeq and is a predicted model, not a curated record. The transcript is spliced from 10 exons. Gene Ontology annotation, biological process: regulation of DNA-templated transcription; G2/M transition of mitotic cell cycle. Bases 98 to 2503 code for a protein of 801 amino acids. Lineage: Eukaryota; Metazoa; Chordata; Mammalia; Chiroptera; Vespertilionidae.